UACAAAAUGUGCACAAUAUAUGUCGCUGUAGACUUAACGUAAGUUAAAAAAAACUAUGAAAACGUUACGUGUUGAAGAUAUUGACGUAGAUGAUAUUUGGAGGGCCCUAGGACCCCUUGGAAAGUUUCAAUGGAAGUAUUUACUAUCAUUUACCUUUACGCUGAUUUCAUGGGCAAUACACCAGCUAUCCAUUGUCUUUAUAGGUUACCGGCCAAGUUUUCAAUGCAGCGCUGCCUUGAAUGACUCCCAACUCAGUAACAUCACCGGUGUGGAAAAGGUUUAUAAAGAAUGCGAAAUAAUAACGUACACUAACACGUCCGCGGGCAUGGUCCAAACCUCAGAGUCGUGUUUAAAUGGUUGGGACUAUGGUAUUCCUGUGGACAGGUCUUUCGUUACAGAGUGGGACUUUGUCUGUGAAAAUGCAGAGCUGGCAGAACUUACAAAUACACUGAUGUACAUUGGCAUGAUGCUGGGAAACUUUGUAUUUCCAACACUUUCUGAUCGACUUGGUAGAAAACCAAUUGUGGUUUUUAGCCAUAUCGCUAUUUUUGGGAUCGUGCUAGGUACGGCAUUUAGUGGAAAUUACAUUGUAUUUGUCGUAUUCCGGGUACUUACAGGUUUUGUCACACAGGGACUCCUUGCUGGAACGUCUCUAUCAUUGGAGAACCUGCCUGCGGAAAUCCGCCAUUACUCCGAGUCGUUUGCCUUGCUGAUAUGGACAAGUGCCAUAGUCCUUAUGUCACCAAUCGCUUACGCUUUGAGCAAUGUAUCGUGGCGAUAUUUGCAGAUUGCAUAUGCUAUACUCAGUGCUACAUCCUUAUUCCAAUGGUGGUUGACGGAUGAGUCAUUGCGAUGGGUCCUUGCUAAUGGUAAAGUUGAUAAAGCAAAAUCAAUAAUAAAGAAGGCAUGCUCACUAAACAACAAAAACUACGAGCAACUGAUAGCUAAAGUAGGACUUGGUCAUUUAGAAGACACCUCUACAAUGGCCGAUGCAACAGAAGUGGAAGAAAUGUUGAAUGGCAAUGAUAACGGCGUAGUUGAUAAGCUUAAGGAAGCUAAUGGCACCAUAGGGAAAACUGAUAUGACAAUUCAGACCAAGAACUAUUCCUUUUUCGACAUUGCCAAAAACCUGCCUGUGCUUAAAGUGUCCUUAAUUAUUUGGUAUAUUUGGGUGUGUGACAGUUUGGUGUACUAUGGUUUAUUCAUGAUAUCAUCGGACCUUUAUGGCGACAGAUACAUCAACUUUUUCUUGAGUGCAGUUAUAGAAUACCCGGCAUGUCUGUUUGAGUUUUUAUGUCUUGCCAGGAUUGGUAGGAAAUGGACAUGUUUGAUAUGUCACAUUGUGGCCGCAUUAAGCUUAAUAAUCGCAACAGCUCUAACAUUCACGGCCGGGGACAACUCUAGUAUGUUAGCUACUGGGACAGCUUUUACAUUAAUAGGAAAAAUGGGCAUUACAGGGGCAUUUAGUACACUUUAUCUGAUGACACCCGAGCUAUACCCCACCAAUGUAAGAACAAUUGGUCUAGGUGUCGCUUCUUUUAUGGGUAAAGUAGGAGCAAUGAUUGCUCCCUUUUCACGGAAUAUAUCUCAUUCAGUGAAAUGGUUACCGGCUUGUGUGUACGCUGCAAUGUGUAUAUUGACUGUUUUCCUGCUUGCAUUUAUACCGGAAACCAACGGGGUGGAACUUCCGCAAACGAUGGAAGAUCUAGCAGAAUGGUACCGCGGUAACAAAUUUGAAAUGAAAAUUGGCAAGAAUAUACAUGUGGAGAAACGGGAAGAGACGGAAAAGAAACCUUUAAAUGCCAACGACCGAAGUAUGCCAACGUUCCAGAAUGCCAUCGUCCUAAGGAUUCUAACGUUCUGGAAUACCAAUGUCCUAAGGAUGCCAACGUUCUCAGAAUGUCAACUUCCUAAGAAUGCCAACCCAAAGGAACUAAACAUGGCCCGAGCUGUUAACGUUGAUCAUAUAUGGAAGACGCUAGGUCCAUUAGGAAGAUAUCAGUUUAAACAGCAAGCGACUUAUCUUCUGUCUCUGAUUUCCUGGGCUUUCCAGGGUCUUAACAUCGUCUUUAUAGGAAACAGACCUGCUUUCCACUGCAAACCUUCUCCGAAUGAUACCCUUCUAAGUAAUGUUACUGGGAUCGAAAAUGAAUACAAACAGUGCGAAAUUAUCCGUUACACUAACACGUCAAGCGGUUUACUCGAGAAAUCAACACCAUGUGACGCUUGGGAAUACGAGCUUCCGGCCGAUCGGUCUUUCGUUACUGAGUGGAAUUUCGUCUGUCAGAACGCUGAACUUGGUGAAUUAACGCAAGUUUUAUACCUGGUGGGGAUGAUGAUCGGAACAUUUAUUUUACCCACAGUUUCUGAUCGAUUUGGUAGAAAGCCAGUAAUGGUACUUUGUCACGUUAUAUUUUUUGCCGUUUCCCUUGCAACAGCAUUCAGUGAGAAUUAUGUGGCGUUUGUGAUAUUCCGAUUUUUGACGGGCCUAUUUCAACAGGGACUAUUGGCAGGUACAACACUGUCUUUAGAGACAUUCCCGACGGAAAUUCGCCAUUAUUGUGCUGUAUGGGCGCUGUUAUUCUGGACAACAGUUACCGGUCUAAUGGCUCCAAUAGCAUAUGCCCUACGAAACUAUCCAUGGAAAUAUUUACAGAUUACAUAUGCCAUGUGCAGUGCGUGGUCUGUUGUACAGUGGUGGAUGAUAGAUGAGUCAUUGUGCUGGCUUAUAGCUAACGACAAGAUUGAAGAGGCGAAGAAGAUCAUAAAGAAAGCAUGUAAAUGGAACAAGAAGAACUACAGAGAAGUCAUGGAUGACAUUGGUUGGGGUGAUCUGGUCGACGGAGAUGUUAAAUCACUUGUCAAGACGGAAGAUCCAUCGAAAGUAAAACAAUUUGACGAUGAAAAUAGAAAGUCAUUUAUUGAAAGGAAAGAAGCGAAUAUGAACGAUUUCUUUGCGCAAAUAUCUGGCAUGAACUACUCGUCAGGGGGAAAACAGGUUGGCGACUUUCAUAAUGGUAGCACUGUUCAUGAAUCGUUAAUUGGUACGGAAAUAGUAUCAAAACAUACUGAGAUAAAUAAUGACAAGCAAGAUGCAGGAGAUGACAAAGAAGAAAUGAAAGUUAUGAAAUACACAGUUUUGGAUAUAUUCAAACAUAAGCGGAUACUGAUCGUUUCGCUAAUUUUGUGGUAUACAUGGGUAUGUGACAGUUUUGUGUACUACGGUCUAUAUCUAUCUUCGUCCAGUCUCUAUGGUGACAGAUUUAUCAACUUCUUUUUGAGUGCGUUAGUCGAAUACCCCGCUUCUUUGCUGCAAUAUUUUGCUUUAUCAAGGAUUGGAAGAAAAUGGACGGCUGUGAUUGGUCAUUUUAUAGCUGCUGUAGGGCUAGCAACUGCCACAGCUUUAACAUACACUGCCGGUGAAAAUACGGGAAUGUUAUCAGCAGCUACAGCCUUUAUGUUACUAGGGAAGACGGGUAUAACGAUUGGGUAUAACACUGUUUAUCUAACAACGCCAGAACUGUAUCCGACUAAUAUGAGAAAUAUUGGAUUAGGGGUGUGUUCAUUUAUGGAAAAGGUUGGCUCCAUGAUUGCCCCUUUCUCAAGGAAUGUGUCAGAAAAGAUACAGUGGCUACCCCCGUGUGUAUUUGCUGUCAUGUGUUUAGUUACUGUUAUACUUUUUGCUUUCGUACCGGAAACUAACGGUGUGGAAUUGCCACAGCGAAUGGAAGAACUAACGGAAUGGUACAGAGUGAAUAAAUUUGAGCUGAAAAUUGGAAAAAAUAAACUCGCAGCUGAUGGAGACAAGAAAAAUGAUACAAGAGUUUGAUAUAUAUAGGAAAUUGUAAAACCGGUCACAUUCCUCGUGUCAAGUGACAUAACGUGACAUUAUAACAAAUAAGGCAAUAAACGCAUAAAAAGGCUUAUUAGAACAUAGUCACUGAUUACCAAUGUGAAUGUUUGCAUAUGUGGUAUUCAGAAAGUUAGGUA
This is a messenger RNA of Ruditapes philippinarum (Manila clam), 3990 nucleotides long. RefSeq lists its product as uncharacterized. Gene Ontology annotation, molecular function: transmembrane transporter activity. The transcript has 23 exons. Gene Ontology annotation, cellular component: membrane. The record is from RefSeq and is a predicted model, not a curated record. Bases 56 to 3829 code for a protein of 1257 amino acids. Lineage: Eukaryota; Metazoa; Mollusca; Bivalvia; Venerida; Veneridae. Gene Ontology annotation, biological process: transmembrane transport.